AUGGCCUCCGACUGGUUGAACGCUUCCCUCAAGAAGUUUUACUUUAACCAGCAAAAGUGUCACUCCAUCUCUGAGCUAGCAAGGGAUUUCGACCGUCAAGUAAUCAACUACCUUAUAGUGAUUGAUCGACUCUACAAACUAUUCCCAAAGAACAAACACACAUUUACAAUCGUCUGCGAUAUUAUUGAAAGUACAUUAGGCUACAAUAUGGAUGUUGAAAGAGCAUCGCUUUUUGACCACUCGUUUGGAAUCUUUGAUGCACUGCGAGAUAUGCUGAUGAUGGCCUUGCCCAUUAUGGCCAAUCGGUCAAAACAUGAGUCUUGUUUACCUGCCGAGCACAAUUUCUUGUGGGGUUUGUUCUAUCGCAAUCUAAGUAUGGGUCUAAGUGGAGAUUCCAACCGAGUGUUACGCCCUUCAGAUCAAGUUUUUGAUGAGUGCAUCUCUGAUUUAGAUAUGACAGAGUCUGGCUCGCCAUCCUACCCACAGCUACAGUCAACAUUCAAAAUAUUGCCACAAAAAUCUCCAAUCGCAUUGCCAUCCAUGCAGUCACGCUUUACAAAUGCUCCAAAGACUCCAACCGUCAUGAUCCGAGUAGAAAGCAUGCACCAGAAUCAGUCUGAUUCGUCUACAGUAUACCCUUCAAAACCUCCACGUUUGGCAUCGUUUUCUUCCAAACCCGAUACUGCACCACUAGAAGAUAUUGGAUUGUUAGAAAGAGAUUCUGUAGAGGCAUUGUUGUCGAUAUGGUCUUGCGCUUUAUCUACCAACGAGACUAUGGUUCAAAAAUUAACUCCUCGUAUUUGCCAUUACAAUGCGUCGGCUGAUCAUACUGCAAAGUGUAGUCAUACAUCUCAAAAAUUCAAGGCUGCUUGUGGUGGUAAACAUGGCACUUUGAAGCAUGGAAAUGCUGCAGGAGGUAGCAAUCUUGCUCGCAAUAGUGCAAAAGAGCUGUCUACUGCCAAAUCAAGCAAGACAAAAAAAGCCAUUGGAAAGCGCGCAGUAAUUGUUUUGAAACCUCCAUCAUUGGUAUCCGAGUCAUCUACUCAAAACUCUACCAAUGCUAGUUCCAUAGAGCAUUGUUCAUUAUCAAGUGUGGAUAAAGAGUCGUUUCUGACUGAAAAAACUGCACAUCGUGCAGUUUUUGUCUGUUCCCUUGCACAGCAUACCCCAGCUAGUACACAUGCAAUGAUCCAGCCAGUUUCUAUACCAAAAAUAUCUAAAGAUACCAAUUUAAUCAAUUAUGAUUUUCCAAGACAAGUUCCAAAAAAAUCAAUUCACGUCAACACCUCUGCUUUACAGAUGGAUAGUGGCGUAGAUAUGUCGGCCAUUUGCUUCAACUCUGCGUCGGAUAACACUGCUAAAUCUGAUGGUUUUAGCCCUGGAUCUACCACCAGCAGCAUUGCUAUUACUGACGGAGAAAAAACUACCACCACACCAUCAGUCACUACCCCAAAUACUCCAACCGAUACUACGCAUAUCAAUGGUGCUCAUGGUCACUUUUCUCGAGCCAUGAGCACCGGAAAAUGGCCUACCAAAUCGUGUCCGCAGUUAGAAUCAGACUCGCCUUCUGAUUACGCAAGAGAAAUUCUCUGCUAUAUUGUGAAAUCGUUCAAAUCUCAGCCAGAAUAUAUUGAUAUCUUUGCGCUAAUUUCAUCAUCUGUUGCUCCAGCUACCGAUAGCAAUGGUUCUGCAAACAAUCCAACUGCAGUUUUGGAUCACUAUUUAGAUCGUAUCGAGAAAGCUCAAUUCAAAACUAUUGGUACAUUUUAUACCGAGCUGAUGGCUGAUCUGGAGCGAAUAGAAAUCGCUGUUUUGAUGCAGCCUGAAGAAGAAAGAACCUAUCUUUUGGCUGCUUUACACAAACUCAGGACAUUUCACUCAAAGUCUUGGGUACACUAUUUUCCGAGCACGGUUGGAGGUCGUGGAUCAAGAAGAAAACUGAUGGCUUCUUCUUUAGCUACUGCUGAUACGAGUCAUUCUACUUCACCCACCACAUCCAAUUUUGCCACAGAUUUCAGCUUUGAUGGUAUUAUUCCGCACAGCUCAAAGAAAACAGAUAUAUUUGGAAAACGCUCCAAACGAUCUACAGUUGAAACAGCAAUGAGGCCAUCAAAGCGAUUGUCAUUAUCACUGUGA
Messenger RNA from Batrachochytrium dendrobatidis JAM81, 2136 nucleotides. RefSeq lists its product as uncharacterized. The transcript is spliced from 2 exons. Bases 1 to 2136 code for a protein of 711 amino acids. The record is from RefSeq and is a predicted model, not a curated record. NCBI's taxonomy places the organism in Eukaryota, Fungi, Chytridiomycota, Chytridiomycetes, Rhizophydiales.